Molecule: messenger RNA, 939 nt
Organism: Sorex araneus (European shrew)
Lineage: Eukaryota; Metazoa; Chordata; Mammalia; Eulipotyphla; Soricidae
Product: olfactory receptor 5AN1-like
Exons: 1
Coding region: 4-939 (311 amino acids)
Biological process (GO): G protein-coupled receptor signaling pathway; sensory perception of smell
Cellular component (GO): membrane
Molecular function (GO): olfactory receptor activity; odorant binding; G protein-coupled receptor activity
Source: RefSeq, a predicted model, not a curated record
ACAAUGGUAAGGGGAAGAAAUCUUACGGAAAUCACCUAUUUCAUCCUCUUAGGUUUCUCUGACUUGCCUAGAAUCGUAACAGUGCUCUUCACUGUGUUCCUAUCGAUCUACAUUACCACCGUGACUUUGAACCUGUGUCUGAUUAUAUUAAUAAGGAUGGACUCCCACCUCCACACACCCAUGUACUUCUUCCUCAGUAACCUGUCCUUCAUCGAUAUCUGCUAUGUGACCACGACAGUUCCCAAGAUGCUCUCUGGCUUCUUCCAAGAAAAGCAGAUCAUCACCUUUCUGGGUUGUACUGUUCAGUACUUUUUCUUUGCAUUGACGGGACUGAGUGAAUCCUGUGUGAUGACAGCCAUGGCUUAUGACCGCUAUGCUGCCAUAUGUAACCCACUUCUCUACUCAUCUAUCAUGUCACCCACGCUUUGUAUACGAAUGGUGUUGGGAUGCUAUCUGGCUGCUUUCUCAGGUUCCAUAUCUCAAUUGUGUGCCAUACUUCAACUCCACUUCUGUGGACAAAAUAUCAUCAAUCACUUCAUCUGUGACAUGCCCCAACUCUUAAAACUGUCCUGCACUGAUACUUUCUUUGCACGACUCAUAUUGGCUGUAGUUGUAGUGGUGUUUGGGGUAGCAAAUGCCCUGCUUAUUUUGAUAUCCUAUGUCUAUAUUGUCCUCUCCAUCUUAAAGAUCACUUCAGCUAAAGGCAGAUCCAAGGCUUUCAAUACCUGUGCUUCUCACCUGACAGUUGUCACCCUCUUCUAUGUCUCAAGUGUCGUUAUUUACCUGAGUUCUAGUACUGGAAGUUCUUCAACCAUUGACCGAUUUGCAUCAGUGUUCUAUACUGUGUUGAUCCCCGUACUGAACCCUUUGAUUUACAGUCUAAGGAACCAGGAAAUAAAAGAUGCCUUGAAGAAGCUUUCAAAGAGAGGCUACUGCUGA